GCUUUCCACCAACACUUAGGAAAAAACCCUAGUAGGACAACGUACACGCAGUCACGCUGUGUCCGCCUCUUGCAGAUGCGUACAACCCGCAAAGUAUCGGUAUGGCCUGUGGGACUGGUAGGAGGACGACGAUACGAGCGCCCGGUUGUGGAAAACGGCAAAGUUGUUGGCUGGUACACGGGCUGGAGAGCUGACAGGCCUUUUGCUAUUGACAUGGCAGGGUUUGCAGUGAGUCUUCAAGUGAUUCUGUCGCAUCCGAAAGCCGUAUUCAAGCGUCGUGGUUCUCAACCAGGAAUGCAAGAAUCUGAUUUUCUGAAACAGAUAACAACAGUGGAGGAACUGGAACCAAAAGCAAACAACUGCACAAAGGUUCUCGUAUGGCACACACGAACAGAAAAAGUAAAUCUAGCUAAUGAGCCAAAAUACCAUCUGGACACAGUCAAUAUUGAGGUGUGA
This is a messenger RNA of Phaethon lepturus (White-tailed tropicbird), 456 nucleotides long. RefSeq names its product galactosylgalactosylxylosylprotein 3-beta-glucuronosyltransferase 2-like. The annotation marks the transcript as partial. Gene Ontology annotation, biological process: carbohydrate metabolic process; chondroitin sulfate proteoglycan biosynthetic process. The transcript is spliced from 3 exons. Gene Ontology annotation, molecular function: galactosylgalactosylxylosylprotein 3-beta-glucuronosyltransferase activity. The record is from RefSeq and is a predicted model, not a curated record. Gene Ontology annotation, cellular component: Golgi membrane. Lineage: Eukaryota; Metazoa; Chordata; Aves; Phaethontiformes; Phaethontidae.